Messenger RNA from Hyaena hyaena (striped hyena), 2217 nucleotides. RefSeq names its product leucine zipper protein 4 (gene LUZP4). The transcript is spliced from 11 exons. NCBI's taxonomy places the organism in Eukaryota, Metazoa, Chordata, Mammalia, Carnivora, Hyaenidae. The coding region runs from base 1 to 1926 and encodes 641 amino acids. The record is from RefSeq and is a predicted model, not a curated record.
AUGUAUCUCCUGGUGUGCAUGUCCGUCCCCUAUACCUCAUUGGCUGAGUACGAUAGAGGUUACAGCUUUACCGAGACGUUGCCCACGCGUUAUCUCUUAACUCGGGCAUAUGAACACCGAAACCCCACCUCAAGGGAGAGCAACUGCCUUGACAAGAACUCCAGCAGCCCUGGACCAAUUUGGUGGCAGCCAGUGCCGAAGGAGACUUCCAACAACUUCAGAGACAAUGAAAGUCAAAGAGUGUCAUCGGCCCGAAAAGAGAAUGCCAUCAUCUGUAGCAGCCAGGCAGUUGCUAAGGAGGAUGACAAAUUAUUUAAUAAGCUAGAAAAUAUAAACACUGACUCAGGCAAUGAAGAGGAACGGAAACAUAAGGAAAAGGACCAAGCUUCAGGACAGCGAUCAAAUGUUCAUAGACGUCGCCAGCAUAAAGGAUUCUCACGAUCCAGAAACAACGUCGAAAAAGGAAAUCAAGAUAAGAAACCACACCAAGAACCUUCUGAAUUCAAGUCUGACCACAGCUCUUCAGACAAGCAGCCCGUGGAUAAUCAGAAGUGCAAUGACAAUUCCAACUCCCAGGCAGAGAAGAGUGGAAGCCCGUCGGAGGAGAACCAGCAGCAGUUGGAAGGACCUCAAGGCCAAGCGUCAGAAAACAAUCGUUCAGAGAGAUCUCAAGGCCAGUUGGAGAGUUCUUCUGAUCAGUCAGAGAGAUCUCGUGGCCAGUCAGAGAGUUCUCAUGACCAGUCUGAUACAUCUUGUGACCAAUCGGAGAGAUCUUGGGCCCAAACAGAAAGAUCUCGUGGCCAACUAGAGAGAGCUCAUGACCAGCAGGAGAGAUCUCAUACCCAGAUAAAACGAGCUCAUGGCUACCCAGAAAGAUCCCAUAGCCAGUUAGAGAGAUCUCGUGGCCACACUGAGCGAUUUCAUGGUCACUCAGAGAGAUCUCGUGAUCAUUCAAAGAGAUCUCAUAUCCCGUCAGGGAGAUCUCAUGUCCCAUCAAGAAGAUCUCAUGUCCCAUCAGGGAGAUCUCCAAUUCCAUCAGGGAGAUCUCAUUUCCCAUCACGGAGAUCUCCUAUCCCAUCAGGGAGAUCUUAUUACUCUUCAGGGAGAUCUCCUGUCCAGUCAAGGAGAUCUCCCAUUCGGUCAGGGAGAUCUCCUGUCCGGUCAGGGAGAUCUCCUGUCUGGUCGGGGAGAUCUCCUGUCUGGUCAGGGAGAUCUCCCGUCCGGUCAGGGAGAUCUCGUUUCUCGUCAGGGAGAUCUCCUGUCCCAUCAGGGAGAUCUUACUACUCAUCAGGGAGAUCCUAUUUCCCGUCAAGGAGAUCUCCUGCCCCAUCAGGGAGAUCGUAUUUCCUGUCAAAGAGAUCUCCUGUCCCGUCAAAGAGAUCUCCUGUCCCAUCAGGGAGAUCUUAUUACUCAUCAAGGAGAUCUUCUGUCCCAUCAGGGAGAUCUUAUUUCCCCUCAGAGAGAUCUUAUCUCCCAUCAGGGAGUUAUUAUGGCCAAUCAGGGAGAUAUGGAAGAUACUCACCAGUAGAAAGAUUCAGAACAUCACCCGAAUUUGAGUCUCAAUUUAACAGGUUUUUAACAAUGAAAAGAAGGAACCCACACUCCCAGAAACAGAUGUGGUGGAGAUAUGAUCAAAUGAACAGGAACCGAAAGAUGUCACUAGAAAAUGGCCACAGAUUCCGCGAAAAUGAUCGAAGACGUAAGAGAAACAUGAGACGUGCUGCUAAAGCUUUACUGCUAAGAAAUAAAAAUACUUCAACCAAGAAUUCUCCACAGCAGUCCAAAGAAAUAGAAGUGAAAUUCAACUUUCAAGCAACCGGUCAUCAGACGAAGCUUUCACUCAAUGAAAGAUUCUCUAAGCUGACAGAGAAGAAAGUACCAAAAUCAGUUGUCAAUUCUGAGGACCAAAAAGUCCUUCCCUCUUAAAGGUUUGCUGUUAACAGGGAUAUUGUAAUGAGUUAAUGCUCAAGGGUAUACUUGCAGUGUUUAACUUUGUGCUACUCUUGUCAAUGUAUUUUUUCUUCCGUGUGCUUUGAUGUGCAUAACCUGUCAAAAGUGUUUACAUAAGAGAAAACAAUUUUUCCUUUGUUUGCAUAAGAGAAAAAAAAGGUUACUUUGUUUGCAUAAAAGAACCGAGAAAUGAGUAAGAAGUGGGAAAGGUGAUUUGGCAUGAGAGAUGUUAGGAAGACAGCUAGGUGUUCAGAAUGACACACAAUA